AUGCAAGACCUCGUAUUGAAUAAGCGCCGAAAUGAGGGCAUCCCGGCGGAAUUGAAACGCUGCAGGAACUGCGGCACAGCAAGCCAAUACGGAACAAAGGGUCGGAACAUCCCUUAUGCUCUCCCUCCACUCUAUUUAGCUUCUGAAAUUGUAACCAAAAGUUGUCCCUCAAGGACACAAUAUGAUUUAAAUCAGAUCUUCAUGCCCGUCAAUCUCUUCUCAAAUGUCUUGCAGGAUCCAUCUUCAACCGACCCACUUCCAACCACCCCAGACCAAGCCAGCCUUCUUUGGCAGAACAUGAUCUGCUUUAGCGCGCCAUCGGAUUUGGGUCCUCGGUCCCGCAGGCGAUAUUGGAUGGGAUUAGCAACCAUCACCCUCGUCGUUCGAGCUGAUGAGCUGGGGAGAAAUAUUGAUGGCUUCGUCCGAGUCAGGUCGUAUGUGGAGAAAGUGCUCUUUCAGCUAGCUUCAAGGCAUUCUCCUUGUCCCGUCGGCAUCCGCCACUGA
This is a messenger RNA of Lindgomyces ingoldianus, 504 nucleotides long. RefSeq lists its product as uncharacterized. Lineage: Eukaryota; Fungi; Ascomycota; Dothideomycetes; Pleosporales; Lindgomycetaceae. The coding region runs from base 1 to 504 and encodes 167 amino acids. The record is from RefSeq and is a predicted model, not a curated record. The transcript has 4 exons.